GCAGGGUUGUCCUUGACACUCAUGGCGCUGGCCUCUUCCUCAAGACUGAACGAUCCUCAACAGCAGCUUCGUGUCACUCUACAUGGCGCUAAUGGCCUAGUCAAGCGUGACCUUCUCAGUUUUCCCGAUCCGUUUGCGGUUCUCACUAUAGAUGGUGAACAAACGAGCUCGACUGCGGUCUCUCGGAGAACUCUCAGUCCAACAUGGAAUGAACAUUUUGACGUAACCGUAAGAACAUCGUCUAUGAUCGCAAUCCAGGUUUUUGAUCACAAGAAGUUCAGAAAGCGGGAUCAAGGAUUCCUUGGCGUUAUCAACAUUCCAUCUGAAGAGGCAAUAUCCCUUGCUACGAGUGGUCAUGGUGAUAUGAUUACUCGAGACCUCACCAUGACCACGAACAAUCUUCAAGUUUAUGGAAAGCUACUUUUUGGCUUCUCUCUUACCAGCCAUCCCGCACCGCCUACCCCUCAUGCUACCGAUCCGAACCUUUUCCAUAUCCCGCCUGGAGAUACUGCCCAUCUUUCACCGCAUCAUCCAGGAUUUGGUCCGCUUGAAAGACCUAGAUCCGCCAUUUCAACUGAUCAACGGACAUUCUCACAGCAGGACGAUGAAGAUCAUUCCAGAACGGCGCGUCCGCCUUUGUCAUCAGCUUCAUUACGACCAUCACCUAGCCCCACGACCACAAUGUCAACACCCCGCUUUCCCCAGCCCGAAAUUGGAGGCCGUCCCAUAUCUUCGAGUCCAUCUAUUAAUUCCACCCAGAGUAAUCAAACUCGUCUACUAGACGAUGUAGAUGGUAAUUUGUUGCCCCCAGGAUGGGAGCGAAGGGUUGAUCCAUCCGGUCGUACCUAUUACGUUGACCACAACGCUCGGACAACUACGUGGCAUCGUCCAGGGGCUCCUCGUUCGGGUCAAGCACCUCCAGCGCGCUCGCCUACCACCACUGCCAGCGGUGCCACCAAUGGUGCAGGAUACUCAGAAGUGCCACUGCCGUUGGGAUGGGAGGAACGUACUACUGCGGAAGGCCGUCCAUAUUUUGUUGACCAUACCACCCGUACAACGACAUGGGUUGAUCCUCGACGGAACACAAACCAGCAGAAUGUAGCCACUCAGGCCAGUAAUGCCAAUGCUCAACUCGGUCCAUUACCUUCCGGGUGGGAGAUGAGACUCACAUCCACGGGCAGAGUGUACUUCGUUGAUCACAACACUCGAACGACAUCAUGGGACGACCCACGACUUCCUUCCAAUGUCGACGAUAAUGCACCUCAGUACAAGCGAGAUUAUAGGCGAAAGGUAGUCUACUUCAGGAGCCAGCCUAAGAUGAGAGUGCUCCCGGGCAAGUGCGACAUCAAAGUUCGACGGACGCGAGUGCUGGAGGAUAGUUACGCUGCAGUUAUGGCGCACCAUGGCGAAGACCUCAAACGCAGAUUGAUGGUGAACUUUGAGGGAGAAGAUGGGUUGGAUUAUGGAGGUGUUUCGAGAGAAUGGUUCUUCCUCCUCUCUCACGAAAUAUUCAAUCCAAGUUACGGAUUGUUUGAAUAUUCCGCCCAUGACAAUUAUACACUUCAGAUCAACCCCGCUUCCGGUAUUAAUCCAGACCACCUGAGCUACUUCAAGUUCAUCGGACGUUGUCUUGGACUGGCUAUCUUUCAUCGUCGAUUCCUCGACGCAUAUUUCGUCCCCAGCUUCUACAAAAUGAUGCUCCACAAGCCCGUGACACUAGGUGAUCUCGAAAGUGUGGAUGCUGACCUACACAGGUCACUGUGCUGGAUGCUUGAAAACGAUAUAACGGACGUGUUGGAUGAGACAUUCACAACAACUGAAGACCGCUUUGGCGAACUGGUAACGAUCGAUCUUAAACCAGGAGGUGAAAAUAUCCCUGUGACGGAAGAAAACAAGAAGGAAUACGUGCACGCGAUCGUAGAGUAUCGCAUAUCGAGGCGGGUCAAAGAACAAUUUGACGCAUUUAUGGAGGGCCUUCUAGAGCUUAUCCCAGUAGAUCUCCUCAGCGUAUUUGAUGAGAGAGAACUAGAACUCUUGAUUGGAGGAAUGUCGGAGAUUGAUAUGGAUGAUUGGUGCAAAUUUACAGACUAUCGUGGCUACGAGAAAACCGACCAAGUCAUCGAGUGGUUCUGGCAGUGCAUCAGGUCUUGGCCUUCAGAGCGUAAAUCGCGCCUACUCCAGUUUACGACGGGAACAUCUAGAGUACCUGUAAACGGUUUUAAGGAUCUGCAAGGAUCUGAUGGACCACGUCGAUUCACGAUUGAGAAAUCUGGUGAUCCGCACGGCCUUCCUCGCAGUCAUACAUGCUUCAAUCGACUUGAUUUACCGCCAUAUACCGAUUAUGAAAGUCUAGAAACGAAGCUUAUUUUUGCAAUCGAAGAAACGGAAGGGUUCGGGCAAGAAUAAGCGAGUUCAUCAUACACUAUAUAUCCAUGGUUAACUAAGUAGUACUUACCUUUUCUCUAUACUCAUUGAGCAUGUAACAUAACUGGAUUCCUGUAUAAUAGACUUCCAGAUUUAAACUUA
Molecule: messenger RNA, 2526 nt
Organism: Marasmius oreades (fairy-ring Marasmius)
Lineage: Eukaryota; Fungi; Basidiomycota; Agaricomycetes; Agaricales; Marasmiaceae
Exons: 10
Coding region: 22-2406 (794 amino acids)
Biological process (GO): ubiquitin-dependent protein catabolic process
Molecular function (GO): protein binding; ubiquitin protein ligase activity
Source: RefSeq, a predicted model, not a curated record